Messenger RNA from Lucilia sericata (common green bottle fly), 2272 nucleotides. Its product is annotated as kinesin-like protein Klp10A. Gene Ontology annotation, biological process: microtubule-based movement. Lineage: Eukaryota; Metazoa; Arthropoda; Insecta; Diptera; Calliphoridae. The transcript is spliced from 3 exons. Gene Ontology annotation, molecular function: ATP binding; microtubule motor activity; microtubule binding. The coding region runs from base 1268 to 2272 and encodes 334 amino acids. The record is from RefSeq and is a predicted model, not a curated record.
AUGAUUGUACAAGUACAAGCUGUUUUUUUAGUUUUUAAGUAGGGGCCGCUCUAAAGGCAGCAGCGGCUUUUAAUUUCAACAGUAGCAGUAGCAGCAGCAUAAAUCUAACAACUAAUGCCGAUACACAUUAACUAUAAAACUAAAAAAAUUGAUUUGAUUACCAUUUUAGGAAAUAGUUAAUUGAAAAAAAGUGUUAUUUAUCAAAAAAGAAUUAAAGCAAAAGUGUGAAAAAUUAUUAUUAAAGAAAAGACAACAGUGGCAGUGUGUUUUAAAAAGGGCUACUAACAAAUUUUGCAACAUUGCUAAAUUUGCUGAUAUAAUUAUAACAACCCUGGGUGACAUCACUGAAUAGCAACAACAACAACAACUACAAAGAGAACUAUUAAAAAGAGAAACAAACACAAUUCGCCGCCAUUUUUUUGUGAUUGCAAUUUGUCAGUUGAAUUUUCGAAUUAAGAGCGAAUUUAUUACUGUGUAUUUGUUGCCUUUUGCUUACAACUACAGCAACAUUAUUUUAGUUAAGACUUGGAAUUAUUAUUUGUUGUGUUUUAAUAACGCCACAGCUCUGCAGCUGUUUUGUUUUUUUAUUUUUUAAUUUUAUAUUAACCAACAAAAGCUUUGUGAGUAAUCAUCUUAACGGUUUGGAAAAAAAUCUUUAACUUAAAAUUAAUUAAAAAAAUAUUUUGUAUGGAAAUAAAAAAACAACAACGAGUAUAGUGAAGUGAAAACCCCCACACACAAAUUACAAAAGCAAAAAAAAUAAAAAAAAGCAAAAACAAAAAGCAUUAUUACAAUUAAGGAGGAGACAUACGGUGAAAGAUUGGGGGAAAAAAACACGAAACUGUCAAAUAUAGAAAAAUUUGCGACAAGAAGGAAGUGUUUUAAAAGUGGAAGCAAGAAAUUGAAGUUUUAAUAAGAAAAUUAACGAAAGUUCAAAAUUAUUUGAGAAAUUUACUUGAAAAAUAGAAAAUUAUAACAAAAGAAACUUCAAUUACAAGAAAUUUCCCAAGAAAAAGAAAAAAGUUUUUUUGGGAACAAUUACUAACACCUCUGCAGGCAGCAAAUAACCAACAACAACGAAAGCGUUUGUGUGUGUGUGUGCGUAUAAAUCUUGGAGCUGUAAACGCUAACAGAGAUUUUUGCUGCUCCGGCUGACUGCUUGCUGCUGAAACGUGUAAGCUGGUUGCCAUUCAACUGAACCUACGCCAAAAACUAUACAAAACCAACAACAACAACUAAGAAAAACAAAAAAACAACAACUCCCACUAUGGAAUACAUUUCAAUUGGAAAAAGUGUCAAUAUAAAACGUACCGACGGCCGUGUACAUUCCGCGGUCGUCUCCAAAAUCAAUGAGUCGGGCAAAUCCAUCACCGUAGAAUGGUAUGAACGCGGCGAGACCAAAGGCAAGGAGGUGGAACUUGAUGCCAUUCUACUACUCAAUCCCGAAAUACUCGAGCAGGCCGAACAAGAGGAGCCUUUGCAUACCGCUCCGGAACCCAAAAAAGUAGCCACUGCUCCCAUAAAUCUUUCACGUAAUGCUACCCAGGGGGCUAUAGGUCAUCGUACCAAUCGUGCCACUAUCAAUUCCUCCAAUAUUUUGUCCUCCGCCUCAGUGGCUGAGCAUGUCGAAAAUAUACCUCCGCAAGCCCUACCACCACCCACUACCGGCAUAGUACGUUCUCGCACCACCAAUAAUGCCUCGCGCCUAGCCUCGGCCUCUAAUUUGGGUGGUGGUGGCCUUACCAAUACCUCCUCUAUAGGCAAUACUUCUUCAUAUGGUGGUGGCGGUGGUGGUGCUGUUAGUGCCGCUAAUAAUGCCUCCAAUUCCAUAGCCACUGGCAAUGUUGGUGCUCGUCGCUCCUAUGUGGUCAAAGAGGUUGAACGUCUUAAGGAGAAUCGUGAAAAACGUCGUGCCCGCCAAGCUGAGAUUAAAGAAGAGAAAAAUGCCUUAAUGAAUCAAGAUCCCGGUAAUCCCAAUUGGGAAACCGCCCAAAUGAUACGCGAAUAUCAAUCUACCCUGGAAUUUAAUCCAUUAAUUGAUGGCCAGGCCGUCGAAGAUCAUCAAAUUACCGUUUGUGUACGUAAGCGACCAUUAUCACGCAAAGAGUUAAAUCGUAAAGAAAUUGAUGUGAUUUCGGUGCCACGCAAGGAUACGCUUAUUGUUCAUGAGCCGCGUAAUAAAGUGGAUUUAACAAAAUUUCUGGAAAAUCAUAAAUUUCGUUUUGACUAUGCCUUCGAUGAUCGCUGUGACAAUGCUAUGGUUUACAAGUGA